AUGUCAAACGGAGGCGCAGGUCUUGACGGACUGAUGACAGCCGAAAGGGACGAGUUGAUGGAACGAGUCGCUUACCUCGAGAAGCAGACAACGGACCAGGCAGAGGAGCUCACGUGCCUAAAGAGUGCCCUCGCUGACUGCCUCCGCCGGGUGCAGGUGCUUGAAACCUCUCGAGCUGGCAAGAUGCCCUCCGGGCCAACGCCCUAUCCCACGGGCAGGCAGACAAGACACAUGCCCCGGCUGCCCGCGGCCUCGACGAUGUCCAGUGCGUCCAAACGUCCACCCUCUCAGGUCUCCCUCAGAACCACGACCAACGUCGGCCUUCCAUCGCCCUCCUCCGCUGCUGCACCUGGUCUGAAGGUCGGAGGGUCUUCGGGCUCAGGAACUCUGGCUCGACCCCCGACCAGCUCGUCGAAAUCUGGACCACGAAAGCGUGCCUCCACGCUAAACUCAGUUAAUUGGGAUCUUGAUUCCGAAGAUCCGUCGGAACCGUCCACUUGGAUUACCGUGUACGGCCUUCCUGGCACUCCACACGUCGUUCACCAGAGGACCACAUUUCCUCGUCGAAACGUCACCAUGGCUGCAACCCGCCACACCCCCCAGAGCCUUCGAUCGAGGCGCAAAUCCGCGCCAAUUUGGCGUCCGGCGGGGGCAGUCCAGCACGAUGCCCCUAGCUCACCCGUGAUUUCACCAAGGCCUCUGUCUUGUUUUUCACUCACUCUUUCCCACCUAAUCGAUUGGCAAGUGGGCUGGGUUUGUGGGGUUGGUGUUCAAUCGAUCGAGUCGUUUUUACCCCCACCUCACCACUCCCUCCUCUUCCUCUCUUUCAGAUCUCGCGAACCCACCUACUUGAGAGAUGAAGGCCUUCUCAGGACGUAUCUGCGUGGCCGAUGCCUCAAUUUCUACGCUCCAACUGAUGUUGCCAGCGAUUACGACUUUUCCGCGGUUCUCGACGUACCCGAAGAACAGCUGAAACUCGAAUGGGUAUACGGUUACCGUGGCAGAGACUGUCGUAACAACGUCUACCUCCUGCCAACCGGCGAAGUGAUCUACUUUGUGGCUGCGGUUGUGGUCCUCUACAACAUCGAGCAGCAUAGUCAGCGUCAUUACCUCGGGCACAACGACGACAUCAAAUGGGACCACGUAAUUGUGACACGAGAAAUGCAGCAAAAUCACGAUAUGUCCCCUUUGGUCGGUGGUAAUUUCGCCCUAGUUUAUGUCCAGGCGGUCAACGUUCCAAAGGGUGUGCCCGACGCAAGAAUGAUUCAUUCCCAACGGACUAGCAUCGCUGUCCACCCCGACAAGAUAACAAUCGCCAGUGGCCAGACGGCCGGACACGCGAAAGCGGAAGGAAGACCCCACGUGCGGAUCUGGAAUUCUGUGAGCCUGGAGACCCUCCAGGUCCUCGGAUUAGGCGUCUUCGAGAACUCCGUCGCUUGUCUCAGCUUCUCAAAAACGGACGGUGGUGCGAUCUUGGCUGUCAUCGACGAAGCUAAUGACCACACCAUCUCGCUUUGGGAAUGGCAGAAAACGCGUCGUCUAACUGAAACCAAGACCUCCUCAGAUCCCGUGAUCGCCGUGGACUUCAGCCCCCUCGACGCAAACUCACUCGUCUCCAUCGGAAAGAAUCACCUCGCGUUCUGGAACUUCGACGGCUCCUUGCUUAACAAGAAACAGGGCGUUUUCGAUAAAUACGAAAAACCCAAAUUCGUUCUUACGAUGGUCUUUGCGGAGAAUGGCGAUUUGAUAACUGGGGACUCAAACGGCACGAUUUUCGUUUGGCCGCGAGGCACCAACAAGAUCGCCCAGGCGGUGGUUGGUGUCCACUCUGGCGGGAUAUUUGCUCUCGCGUUCUCGAAGGACGGCCACCUCAUCUCCGGCGGCGGCAAGGACUGCCGCAUCGUCCAGCUCGACGCCGACUACAACCCGACGGGCGUGUCUGUUGAGCUGAACGCCUGGUACGGACCUGUUCGCACCCUCAUCGCUGGCCCCGGCAACAUGCUAAUCGUCGGCACCACGCAGGGCGACAUUCUCCAGUGUCAUGUGCUUGUGAUCAACUACAGACGCCUUCGCCUGCUGGUGAUUUUGUUAAUUCGUCUGUCAUUUCGUCUUGUGGAACAGGGCAACCUCGAGACGGAAUUCAGUCCGCUGGUGCAGGGCCACUCGGACGAGUUCUGGGCGCUGGCGGCGCAUCCUCAGACCCACCACUUCCUGACCAGCGGCCGAGACGGAAACGUCUUCCUGUGGGACUCCCUGACGAAGCGUCUGGUCUGGGCGGAGAACCUCUCCGAGGAGGUCGUAUGCGCCUGCUUCUACCCCGCGAUCGCGGCGGUGGGCGUCAGCGAGCCGAACUCGACCCCCGAGGACCCAGUGACGAACGGCGGCCUGCCGGACACGGUUCCCGUGCUUGCUGUUGGCACAUCCUCCGGUCGGUGGAUUGUUCUCGACGCCGUCCUUCACCAGGUCAUUGCUGCUCACCACGAGAGCGCAGAGGCGAUCCAAUGCAUCGCCUACUCACCCAAAAUGAACCCGCAUUCCAUUCUUCACAACCACUACCGACUGCCAGAGAGAUGA
Molecule: messenger RNA, 2574 nt
Organism: Mesocestoides corti
Lineage: Eukaryota; Metazoa; Platyhelminthes; Cestoda; Cyclophyllidea; Mesocestoididae
Source: the annotation of a GenBank genome assembly